Molecule: messenger RNA, 970 nt
Organism: Daldinia vernicosa
Lineage: Eukaryota; Fungi; Ascomycota; Sordariomycetes; Xylariales; Hypoxylaceae
Exons: 1
Coding region: 150-728 (192 amino acids)
Biological process (GO): transmembrane transport
Molecular function (GO): transmembrane transporter activity
Source: RefSeq, a predicted model, not a curated record
GCUUAUACGUAACUAAGAUAUCAAUAAGAAACUAACUGGGAAUCUAGUGUACCGUGGCUAGCGCUACGGCCUUGGGUCAAGCAUUUGGUGGUUUCUUCGUAAAGUGGGGAGGAAACGUUCGAUACUGGAUCAUCUUCUCGACUUUUUCCAUGGUCGCAUUUGUCGGUGCCUGCGCGUCUCUUACUCCCGACACCUUGAACGCCGGUAUUGCUUUCACGAUGAUAGGUCCUUUCUUCGUUGGCGUCAUCGAAGUUUGCGCUCUCGCACUCGCCCCCCUUUUCUGUCGGCCUGUCGACAUCGGUCUUGCGUCCGGCCUGUUGGCUUCGAUUCGAUCAGCCGGCGGUUCUAUCGCCGUGGUUGUCUACAGCAGCAUAUUGUCAAACCGUCUUGCUUCGACAUUCCCUGCAAAUGUUGGCCCGGCUGCAAUUGCUGCUGGUCUCCCGGCGGAGAAAGUUCCUGCUCUCGUUGCAGCCGUCCUGGGAAGCAAGCUUGCUACUUUCCUGGGACUGAGCGACGCCAGAAAAGCUGCCGUUGCUAGCGUGUUACCAAUAGCAUAUUCGCAAGCAUUCAAGACCGUGUACCUGGCCAGUCUGGGAUUCGGAGGUAUCGCCAUUGUCGGCUGUCUCUUCUCCAAGGAUGCUCAGAAACAUCUCACCGAUAAAGUCGAGCGUAAGAUGCACGGGAAGGUAACCGGGAAAGAUAGCCCAGACUCCGCGCCAUCGGCAUAAAGGGGGGAUUAAUUGAGUCAAAAGUUGUGUUUGUCUUUAUCCUUAACGAAAGGGCGACGUCUAACGCAGGAUUCAUUUGACAUGAUUUGAACGUAUCAUAUUUAUCUAAUGCCUAUGUUAUUGCCGUUCUAAAUGAUACCAACUUGUAUAUAAGUAAGAACUAGCAGCGUUGCCCCGUCCGCUCAAGCCGCGGACGGGGGAAAGAGGAGGAAAAGGGAGGGCAUCAUGCGCAAAACCAACGC